Haemonchus placei is the source of this 267-nucleotide messenger RNA. The record is from the annotation of a GenBank genome assembly. NCBI's taxonomy places the organism in Eukaryota, Metazoa, Nematoda, Chromadorea, Rhabditida, Trichostrongylidae.
AUGAAAUCCGCCGUCCGCCAAACAGGAGCCGACGGUGUCAGGAAGCAGCCUGUCAAGCUGUGCGCUCUUAAUACGUCAACGACUGCGCCAGCAGAGCUAUUCACAACUGUUCCAACUACUGGCCAGGGUUCGAGGUGGGAUGUUUUGGUCGAUACUUCCGGGCUUACACCAUUCUGCUCGUUUGUACGUAACACCACCCUCCUCGCUGCUGAAUCCUUCGUUUCGUCUGAAGAUACCGUCGAGCGGCUGUCGUCGUCGAUUGUUUGA